Messenger RNA from Bombyx mandarina (wild silkworm), 2323 nucleotides. RefSeq lists its product as uncharacterized. Gene Ontology annotation, cellular component: nucleus. Lineage: Eukaryota; Metazoa; Arthropoda; Insecta; Lepidoptera; Bombycidae. Gene Ontology annotation, molecular function: DNA-binding transcription factor activity, RNA polymerase II-specific; zinc ion binding; RNA polymerase II transcription regulatory region sequence-specific DNA binding. The record is from RefSeq and is a predicted model, not a curated record. Gene Ontology annotation, biological process: regulation of transcription by RNA polymerase II.
AGCCAGGUUACAACAUUCAACAACAAUUGAGUUAUUGUUAUUUAUAUACCUAUUAAAAAAUCAGCUUCUAAUAUGUAUGCAAUGGGUUUUUUCCCACAUUUAUAAUUUAAAACUAUUAGUUUGUCUUCAUACAAUUAAUUUUACAAUAUGGACGUUAAAAGUGUUUCUCCUGAGACUUAUUUGCAAACAGUGGAUAUGAUGAAACCGAAUAUCCAAUAUCAUAAAAUCGACAUACCAAUUCAUCUAUUUGACUAUUUGAAUAGUGACAACUGCAAUUUGGAUAAAAUAUGCCUGUCCUGUCUGUCUAUUAAUAGCCAAUUGAUGUACCCGUUAUCAUUGGACAAGGAUGAGAAUUUAUUAUCAAAUGCUUACACUGCUGUUACUGCUAUUAAGCCACAUUAUGAGUUACCUUCGAAAGUAUGCGCUGCAUGCCAAACAUCAAUACUACAAUUUUAUGAUUUUAAAAUUCAAUGUGAAAAGUCACAUUACAUAUUGAAGACUACUCUGCUUGGAGAAUUUGCUUUAGUACAUGAUAAAAAAGAAAAAUUGUACAAAGGGAAGAAUGAAAAUUCACAAAUUGAUAUUUCUCAUAAAUCUAAUCAAGAAAAAAUAGAAUUGGAAAUUAAAGUGGAAUCCCCUAAAGAUGAAGAAGAUGCAGUUGAAUACAUUGAAGAUAUCAGCGAUGAUGAGAAACUUUCUGUCAUUGUAAAUACAAUUAAAAAGAGGGAUACAUCGGAAUCAGUCAAAAAUAUAAAUGAACCAAUCCUAGUGAAAAAAAAUAAAACCAGAAAGAAACGGAAAUCACAUUAUAAAUGUCAGAUUUGUUCAAAGAGCUUUUUGACAUUGAGCAAACUUCGAAGCCAUGCUAAGAAGCAUGAGGAAAUAACUGAGCUACCUUAUUCAUGUAAACACUGCCAAGAUUCAUUCACCUCUGAGCACGAUCUAAAUCUACAUUUAUCUUUGCACACUGAAGGAUCUAAUUGGAAGUGCAAUAAAUGUCAAAAGGAAUUCAACUCGAAGCCUCUGCUCCGGCGGCACAUAGACCGGCACAUGGAUUCGAAGCGCUACUCGUGCGAGACGUGCGGGAAGCCGUUCGCGGAGCUGUACGCGCUGCGCCGACACUCGCGCGUGCACACCGGCGAGGCCGUCGAGAAGAAGUACAAGUGCCAUCUCUGUGACAAACGUUACUCUGACAGCAGCGCGCUGGCGGCGCACGUGCAGCGGCACUCGGGGCUGCGUCCGUGCGCGUGCGACACGUGCGGCAAGGGGUUCCCGUCGGCGCGGCUGCUGGCCUCGCACCGCCGCGUGCACUCCGACCACAAGCCGCACGCCUGCCGCUACUGCCACAAACGAUUCCGCCACGAGUCUUCGCGGAACACGCACCACCGCACCCACACCGGCGAGAAGCCGUUCGUUUGCUCUCAGUGCCCGAAGACCUUCAUACAGAGCUCCAACCUCAGGCAGCACAUGAGGACGCAUACUGGAGAAAAACCACACACGUGCAAAGUCUGCGGUAAUUCAUUCUCGUCGAGCUCCACGCUGAAGGCGCACGAGCGCGUCCACACGGGGGAGCGACCCUACCAGUGCAACGUCUGCGGGAAGCGAUUCAGUCGUAUGAACCUGCGCGCUCACAUGGCGACACACACGGGCGAGCGGCCCCACGAGUGCAGCGUCUGCCACAAGCGGUUCCUGUACCUCACGCGACUGCGCGACCACGCACGGGUACAUACAGGUGAAAGACCCUUCGUAUGUGAGAAUUGCCAACAAGCGUUCCCAACGAAAUCGCACCUGGUGCGGCAUGUUAAAUCUCAUCAUAACGACAAAGCGAAACAACAAAUUAUUAAAAACAGAAAAACGAAAAUACUGAACAGAUUAAUUAAUGAAACCAUAUGUGAUAAUAAUAAAGGCGUUGAACAUAUUGAGGAGAUUGAAAAAGCAAACGACACCGAAUGUAGAACAAUAAUGUUUGACACCGAAGAGGGACCCCUGGAGGUCAGCGGCGAAUUAGUUCUUGAAGACGAUAGCAACAUUAAAACAGAAGUUUUAGUUUUUGACAACAGUCAAAAUUUCCAAAGUGCGAACAUACUGAACGCUAGCGAAAUAAUCGUCAAUGACUAUGCCAAUAAUUUAGUGGCGGUGAGCGACGGUGAUACUAUAUCCGCGACGAGCGCAAUUCUAGAGGGAACCACAGUAAAGCUCUACCAGUUAGACCAAAGUUUAUUACAAAUUCACAAUGCAGGUGGCCGGGUUACUAUUAGCAAAAUAACUAGUAAGAUGACUGCUAAUUUUUAAUGUUAUUCAUAAUUUUAAAUAUAUAAAAAAA